Molecule: messenger RNA, 1237 nt
Organism: Colletes gigas
Lineage: Eukaryota; Metazoa; Arthropoda; Insecta; Hymenoptera; Colletidae
Product: abscission/NoCut checkpoint regulator
Exons: 6
Coding region: 102-1055 (317 amino acids)
Biological process (GO): abscission; mitotic cytokinesis checkpoint signaling
Cellular component (GO): cleavage furrow; midbody; centrosome
Molecular function (GO): phosphatidylinositol-3-phosphate binding
Source: RefSeq, a predicted model, not a curated record
UCAUCGUUUACACGUCAGAAAUUCUCGAAGAGUGUAUAAUAGACAAUAUUUUUGUCAUAUUUGUAAUAACAUUGUAAUAACAUUUAAAAUAUAAGUUUAAUAUGUCGUGUAACGUUUGUCAAACAAAAUUCUCAUUCUUUACUAGAGAAGUAGCUUGUCCAGGCUGUGGUUUUUCGUAUUGUGCUAAGUGCCUCAAAUAUAAAUAUGAUAUUCCAGAUAGAGGAGUGAAAAAGAUUUGCGGACGUUGUUACAAUAAAUAUAAUUGUACAAAAAAAGUGAACUCUCAUAACACUACUGCUAUGUCGGAUGAGCACGAAGAAGCUUUUGCUCCAGUGGACAUUACUAAAAAAUUGGAUUCUUUAGAAAAUCCAGCAAAGCCACCAAUAGUAAUGUACAAGCACACCAAUCACUGGGACAAAUUCAAAAAGGGUUUAGAACCUGCUGAUCAAGAAAUAGUUGAUAGAUUACGAAAGUUAAAAGAAGAAGACAAAACUGCAGCUUUAAGCGUUGAUGAAAUAAAGAGAAGAUUAGCAUUGUUGAAGGACGAAGAUCCGGAUGCUAGUAGUCAUAAAAUAAAUAUACAUCAAGUGGAUACUAGGACAGACCAACAAAAAACAGAAGAUUUGAUACAGGAGUACCUUCAACAGCUAGAAUUAACUUCAGGAAACGAUCCUGUUAACGAUAUUCAGUCAAGGUUAAGAUCAUUACAGGGUACAAGUGAUGUAUCCAAGAAGCAUUUGAACGAAGAUAUCGACGAUGAUGAAAAACAUGUAACAAAAACAUUAAUUGCAAAAGCUUUGGCUGAAGCAGAAUUGGAGAAAAAAUAUGAAGAAGAUGUGGACGAACUACAGGAAAUGGAAGUCGAUGCAAGAAAGCAUACUGAUAGCGAAGAUGAGAAGCCUACUUGCGUAAUGUGCAAUCAAACUGAAGAUUUAGAACAAUGUUUGGGCUGUCACGGUGACCUCUAUUGUCCCAUAUGCUUUGAGGAUAACCAUGAUGAUUUUGAAUUGCAAAAACAUAAAAGAGUGCCAGCAUUAAAACCAAGUCUGUAUUGAGAAAAAUCGUCAGAAUGUUUAGAAAAUAUGCUUCUUAACAAUUGAUGCAACAUGCAAUUUAUCAUUGAGGCACUUGCUAUAUAAUGUUUACGAAAGGUUUAUGAAUAGUAUCACUUUCAAUUUUUAUAUGGUCACGGAUAUUAUUGUUGAAAUAGAAGCAUUUAUUGCAUUGUACACAUAAA